This is a messenger RNA of Schistocerca americana (American grasshopper), 2520 nucleotides long. RefSeq names its product glucose dehydrogenase [FAD, quinone]-like. The coding region runs from base 1 to 2520 and encodes 839 amino acids. NCBI's taxonomy places the organism in Eukaryota, Metazoa, Arthropoda, Insecta, Orthoptera, Acrididae. Gene Ontology annotation, molecular function: flavin adenine dinucleotide binding; oxidoreductase activity, acting on CH-OH group of donors. The transcript is spliced from 10 exons. The record is from RefSeq and is a predicted model, not a curated record.
AUGUGUGCUGUUGUUUCUGUUGUGGAUUCCAGAAACGGGAGCAGUGCAGCCGUGACUGGACUGGAGUUGUCUGAAGGUCUGGGCCGCUGCUCUGGCCCUAAGAUGCGGCGGCGGUGGUGGCGGCGGCGGCGGCGGCGGCGGGGGGCCGACACGGAAAGCGAGAGUCUCGCCACACUCCGACAGCAGUACGUCCACUUGAGCCCCACGCCGUGCAAGUCUGUGGUGGUGGUGGUGGUGGAGGAGGCGGCUGCGCGCUUUCCAGACGGGUCGCGCUGGCAGCGGGAGCCGCGGUGGGCAGCGCCUCACCAGUGCCUCUCCGGCAGCGGCAGCGGCAGCGGGCGCCUCUGCACCAGGACGGGUCGGCUGCGUCGGCGACAUGACAGGUGGGUCCAGGCGGCAGGUGCUCCGCUGGCGUGGGUGUCCGGCGCCGUAACUCAACCUACACUGGUCUCCUCGGCUAUCGGCGACAGAGCUGAAGCACUCGUGACUUGCCCGCUGGACGGGCGGCGGCGGAGAACUCCAGCGCGGCGCUGCGUCCGCGAAACGCACGCCGCUCCAGCCGGCCUUCCUACGCGCUCGCCUUACGCCAAGACUUUCUCCGCCGAGGAGGCAGGCGUGCCCGACGCCGUCGUCCGCCGGCGCUGCGCAGAAGAGGAAAGGCUGGCAGCAGCGCUGGUGGCGGCGGCGGCGGCGGCGGUGGUGGCCGCCCAGGGGCAGGAGCCGAGCAUCCUGGAGGCGGCGCUGCGCACGCUCCAGCAGGGCACGCGCCACUGGAACUCGGAGCCGCGCGACGUGCCCGACGCGCAGCUGCUGGACGAGUACGACUUCGUGGUGGUGGGCGCGGGCACGGCCGGCUGCGCGGUCGCGGCCCGCCUCUCCGAGGUGCCGCACUGGUCCGUGCUGCUGGUGGAGGCCGGCCGCCAGGAGAACUUCGUCAUGGACAUCCCCAUAGCCGCCAACCUGCUGCAGUUCACGGACGCCAACUGGAACUACCGGACAGAGCCGUCGUCGACGUCGUGCCUGGCCAUGGAGGGCCGCCGCUGCCGGUUCCCGCGCGGCAAGGUGAUGGGCGGCACCAGCGUGCUCAACUACCUCAUCUACACCAGGGGCAACCGGCGCGACUACGACCACUGGGAGCGGCUCGGCAACGACGGCUGGGGCUGGGCCGACGUCCUGCCGUACUUCCUCAAGUCGGAGGCGACGGCGAUCCCUGAGCUGGCGGCGGACCGCGUCUUCCACAACACGGAGGGCCCAGUGGCGGUGGACUACGCCCCCUACCACACGCCGCUGGCCGAGGCCUUCCUGGAGGCCGCCAGGCUGCUCGGCUUCCCGCAGAACGACUACAACGGCGCCACGCAGAUCGGCUCCUCCUAUCUGCAAGUGACGCUGCGCAACGGCACGCGGUGGUCGGCGUCGCGCGCCUACCUGCACCCUGCGCGCGGCCGGCCCAACCUGCACGUGCGCAAGCGCUCGCUGGUCACCAGGGUGGACGUCGACCCCGAGACGCGCAGGGCGCGCGGCGUCUUCCUGGAGCGCGCCGGCCGCCGCCGCUACGUGCGCGCGCGCCGCGAGGUGGUGCUGUCCGCCGGCGCCAUCAACAGCCCGCAGCUGCUCAUGCUGUCCGGCGUGGGGCCGCGCCGACACCUCGAGGAGAUGGGCAUCCGCGUCAUACAGGACCUCGCCGUGGGCUACAACCUGCAGGACCACGCGUCCAUCGGCGGCCUCAUGUUCGUGGUGAACGAGAGCGUGUCGCUGCGCGCCGAGGACAUCCUGGGCCGGCGCGACAACUACGUGCAGUUCCUGGCGUACGGCCGCGGGCCCAUGGCGGUGCCCGGCGGCGCAGAGGCGCUCGCCCUCUACGACACAGAGGACCCCGACAACCUGGACGCGCACGCCGACAUGGAGAUUGAGUUCCUGGGCGGCUCGGUGGUGUCGGAGCCGACGCUGCGGCGCAACUUCGGGAUCCGCGACGACGUGUACGAGGCGAUGUUCGCGCCGGUGGAGCGCGCGCACACCUGGAUGGCGUUCCCGCUGCCGAUGCGCCCGCUGAGCCGCGGCCGCGUGUGGCUGCGCAGCCGCGACCCGCGCGCGCCGCCGCGCAUCCGCCCCGGCUUCUUCAGCCACCCGCGCGACGUGGUGGUGUCGCUGCGCGGCAUCCGGCAGGCCAUCCGGCUGGCCGGCGCGCCGCCGCUCCAGCGAUUCCAGUCGCGCCUGCACGACCUGCCGGUGCCCGCCUGCCGGCACCUGCCCUUCUCCAGCGACGAGUACUGGGUGUGCGCGAUGCGGCAGCUGACCUUCACCAACUACCACCAGUGCGGCACGUGCAAGAUGGGCCCAUCGUGGGACCACACGGCCGUGGUGGACCCGCGGCUGCGCGUGCACGGCGUGCGGGCGCUGCGCGUCGUCGACGCCUCCGUCUUCCCGGCCAUCCCCACGGCGCACACCAACGCGCCCACCUACAUGGUGGCCGAGAAGGCGGCCGACAUGAUCAAGGAGGACUGGGCCGAGCUGCGCCGGUAG